AUGGUCCGUCUUGGGCUAAAUAGUCUCUGCUACUACCUACCCAAGCAGUGUCCUUCACAUUCCCUUUUCGAGAUAUGCCUCUUGCUACGGGCGUUUAUCUUCAAUGGCCAGGUGGCCCGUCGGAUGGGUCUCGGACCCGAGUCCAGAAUUGACAUGCUUCGAAACAUACUCACCGGUCUGGUUCGAGAUGAGACAACAGAAACAACUAGAGCCCGAGCCGAUGAAGAUCGCUUUUACGAUGAAAAGUUGACUGAUUAUGCCAAAAGGGGCGAUACUAAUGAAAAGUCGAUGAAAAUGGCUGACUUCUGGCUCACGGAAAAGAAUUUGAUUCCAAAACGUUUCAAAGUUCUGGCACUAAGAUUUGAGAAUCAGACAAGUGGCUACACGCGGAUGGCCCAUAUUCCCAACAGAGACAAUCUGGACCGUGCGCCAAUGGCUGUUCUUGAGUAUAAAGGCAACACUUUCCCACCCCUGUUCCCUGUUAAACGCGUCAGUGAACUGAACUUAUUAAACCAACUUCUGACAGGAUACAGAGAAGAAAAUGCUCAGAUGGUUGCUGAGAGUAAAGAUAUAUAA
Molecule: messenger RNA, 576 nt
Organism: Myxocyprinus asiaticus (Chinese sucker)
Lineage: Eukaryota; Metazoa; Chordata; Actinopteri; Cypriniformes; Catostomidae
Product: 39S ribosomal protein L17, mitochondrial-like
Exons: 4
Coding region: 1-576 (191 amino acids)
Biological process (GO): translation
Cellular component (GO): mitochondrial large ribosomal subunit; ribosome
Molecular function (GO): structural constituent of ribosome
Source: RefSeq, a predicted model, not a curated record